Molecule: messenger RNA, 692 nt
Organism: Octopus sinensis (East Asian common octopus)
Lineage: Eukaryota; Metazoa; Mollusca; Cephalopoda; Octopoda; Octopodidae
Exons: 5
Coding region: 51-536 (161 amino acids)
Source: RefSeq, a predicted model, not a curated record
GGCACAUAGCUACACAUAAAACAGAGUCGAGCGUUCAUUGCUUUCCAAGGAUGAAACCCAUUCGUGACAAAUCGCCAGCUGCAUCACCGAAGCAGAAAAAGGGACCCAAAGAGCCAAAAAAAUUCGCUCAACUUCCUCAGCCACCUGCAGACAUGUCAGCAACAACCCCUAAAACCCAGGCGUCUCCAGAUUGUUUAGAUUCCGUUGAAAAUGCAAAGAAGUUUGUGAAAACGCCACCAGAAAUCGUUCUUGGGCUGGAGACUGAAGACGGCGCCUGUGCAUUGGUAGAAAUUGAUGACAUUAUUGACGAUUCUAACCUAGCACCUGAAGAUAUCACUGGUAACGUACGAAGAAGUUCAAUAACGGAGAAAUUGAACAAAAGCAGAGAAUCAGAAGCUAAAGUUGCAGAGAUGAAGGUGGAUGCUGAACAACGACAACGGGAUUUUGAACAGCUGCUGGAUGAACAUGCAGAACUUGUCCAGAACAUCAGUCGGUCUUCCAGUUCGGAAUCUGUAAACCAACGGGAAAGGGACUGACAUACAAUUGUCUGAUUAUGUCUUUGAUUAGUUAGAUAUGUCUUCAUCAUAAAUGCUUACAUAUAUAUAAAUGCAUAUAUAUGUAUACAUACAUAUAUAUAUAUGUGUGUUCAUAUAUAUAUAUAUAUAUUUAUAUAUAUAUAUAUAUGGGAAUAU